This is a messenger RNA of Zalophus californianus (California sea lion), 5029 nucleotides long. RefSeq names its product shootin 1 (gene SHTN1). The record is from RefSeq and is a predicted model, not a curated record. Bases 206 to 2197 code for a protein of 663 amino acids. The transcript is spliced from 17 exons. NCBI's taxonomy places the organism in Eukaryota, Metazoa, Chordata, Mammalia, Carnivora, Otariidae.
CCAUAGGCGAAUAUGAAGACCUCAGAGCAGAGAACCAGAAAACAAAGGAGAAGGAUAUGAGGAUAUUUUUCCUUAACUGAAGAUUUCAAGGGGGCGCACGGCAGCAGUUUGUCUUCAAGUAGGUGCCACUUCCGGCUGUGCACCAGUGUUCUGGAUAGUUCUGGAGAGUUCGUCGCUACCCAGUUUCAGGGAAUCUGACCUGCAGAUGCGUGGGGUGUUCACCGUAUUAGCAAAAUACCUACUUAAAAAUCGGCACGUAUAUUCUCUUAAAAGAAUGAGUAAUUUGAACUCAAGGAUGUUAAAUUGGUCUGUUCCUGAGGAGAUAAUGAGCACUAAGAUGACUCAUUAUCUUGGAAGGUCCAAGGCAAGUGGCCAGACACAGAUGGUACAAAGACCAUGCUCGUUGAGUAGUUGUGACAAAAUUAGGCAAGAACGAGAUGAAGCUGUUAAAAAACUGGAGGAAUUUCAGAAAAUUUCUCACAUGGUUAUAGAGGAAGUCAAUUUUAUGCAGAACCAUCUUGAAAUAGAGAAGACUUGUCGAGAAAGUGCCGAAGCUCUGGCGACAAAGCUAAAUAAAGAAAAUAAAACAUUGAAAAGAAUCAGCAUGUUGUACAUGGCCAAGCUGGGACCAGAUGUAAUCACAGAGGAGAUCAACAUCGAUGACGAAGAUGUUAGCACAGACCCAGAAGGCACCCCAGAGACCUGUGUCUCUGUGCAGUGUCAGAAGCAGAUCAAAGAACUUCGAGAUCAAAUUGUAUCUGUUCAGGAGGAGAAGAAGAUAUUAGCGAUUGAAUUGGAAAAUCUCAAGAGCAAACUUGCAGAAGUAAUUGAAGAAGUAAAUAAAGUUAAACAAGAAAAAGAUCUUUUAAACUCAGAAGUUCUUGAACAGAGGAGAGUCUUAGAAAAAUGCAAUAGAGUGUCCAUGUUAGCGGUAGAAGAGUAUGAGGAAAUGCAGGUAAACUUGGAAUUGGAGAAGGACCUUCGAAAGAAGGCAGAGUCAUUUGCACAAGAGAUGUUCAUUGAACAGAACAAGCUAAAGAGACAAAGCCACCUUCUGCUGCAGAGCUCUGCUCCUGACCAGCAGCUUUUGAAAGCUUUAGAAGAAAAUGCAAAACUCAUCCAGCAACUUGAAGAAGAGAGAAUUCAGCAUCAGAAAAAGGUGAAAGACUUAGAAGAGCAGCUAGAAAAUGCAGCACUCCACAGAGAGAUUCGCAGCCUCAAACAGCAGCUAGGGCUUCUGGAGGAGGAUAAAAGAGAAUUGGAAUUGAAAUACCAGAAUUCGGAGGAGAAAGCCAGAGAUUUAAAGCAUUCCAUUGAUGAACUCCAGAAACGGGUGAACCAGUCUGAGAAUUGCGUACCUCCACCACCUCCACCUCCACCGCCGCUCCCCCCGCCUCCCCCCAAUCCCAUCCGAUCCCUCAUGUCCAUGAUCCGGAAGCGAUCCCAUCCCAGCGGCAGUGGUGCUAAGAAAGAAAAGGCAGCUCAACCAGAAACAACUGAAGAAGUCACGGAUCUGAAGAGGCAAGCAGUUGAAGAGAUGAUGGAUAGAAUUAAAAAGGGAGUUCAUCUUAGACCCGUUAAUCAGACAGCUAGACCGAAGGCAAAGCCAGAAUCUUCAAAAGGCUCUGAGAGUGCCGUGAAUGAGCUCAAAGGCAUACUGGGGACACUUAACAAAUCCACUAGUUCAAGAAGCUUAAAAUCCCUUGACACUGAAAACAGUGAAACUGAGUUAGAAAGGAUUUUGCGUCGCAGAAAGGUGACAGCAGAAGCAGAUAGCAGUAGUCCAACCGGGAUAUUAGCCACCUCAGAGUCCAAAUCCAUGCCAGUGUUGGGUUCUGUAUCCAGUGUAACAAAAACAGCCUUGAACAAGAAAACUCUGGAGGCAGAAUUCAACAGCCCGUCCCCCCCAACACCUGAGCCAGGUGAAGGGUCGUGUAAAUUGGAAGGAUGCACAAGUUCCAAGGUUACAUUUCAGCCUCUCAGUAACGCCGGAUGCAGGAGCGAGUGCUUUGGCCGUGAGCAACAAGCUGGACCCGUUGUAGUUUUAGAUCCUGUUUCCACACACAAACCCCAAACCAAAGACCAGGUCACUGAAAAAGAUUCCACUCAGUGCAAGGAUGGCGAAGAUGAAAUGAAACCAGAACACAAAGAAGACGGCAUUGACAAAAUGAGAGACACAGACAGCUCCCACUGCUGAUCCGUACACUGGAAGGCUGACAGGUGUACAAGCCCUUUCCGACGAGUACGCGAUCAGUUCUGGCGUAUUGGCAAGCGCCAUAGACAUUCUGUUCUUGUCACUGUACUCAGAAUGCAGGCUCUUUUCUGGUGUCACUUUUGUAAGUAAUUUGCCUAUAAACAUAAGUAAGUUCAGCAAAAUACACAUCCUAUGUAGGUUUUGUUUUUCUUCCUAGGGAUAAGAUGUUUUUUCUCGAAUUACUGUAUUGUGACUUCUUUUAGAAGGUUACAGAAAAUUCAGAUGUCUUAUCUUUUUAGGUAACAUGCAUACCACUCAUCAAGUGUAAUGCUGAAAGUUUGCAGCAUUGUGGAUAAGUGGAUAAACAGAACUGACCAACUUAAGGUGAUUUAAGAGCCCCCCCCCCCCCCCCCCCCCCCCGCCCCACAGCAGCUUCUGUUUUAGGUCUGAUCUUUGUUGGAGAGAGAAACUACAAUAGUGUGGAAAUGGUGAGGCGCUGUGGCGUACAGAUUCCUCUAGGAUAUACCGAGCUGAACUUCAAAUUCAGGAGCUGCGGACAUCAAACCAGCCCUCCCAGAGUCCAGGCUAAUAGCACGCUUUGUCAGCUGUGGAACGGGGAAUGUGCACCAGUGACUGUGUCCAAAGCCUCCCAAGGACUCCAGUGGGAAUGCGCUGGUGGCUCAAAUGCAGAAUGGAGGGGAAAGUCCCAACCUUGGGUUUCAUAGAGUAUUAUCUUAGUAAAACAUGUGCUCUGUGCUCCGAGCUUGUUGUGUUUUCUCCCGUACUGAGUAGCACCAGUACCGUGGUUUAUCGCGAUUCUUCUGUACAGUGACAAGAAGUGACAAGCACACAGUUUUCUUGCUUCACUGCUGUUCUACAUUACACAGGUUUGUUGUGUGUGUGUUUUUUCUUAAAGAAAUUAAGUGGUAGUUAGUCUCUAAAAAUACAGUGUUUCAGUCUACCACAGUGAAUAAAUAGAAAUGUAAUCAGGGAUUAAAAAAAAAAAAAAAAACUUACACAGCUUUUUCCAAGUUGAUUGUUUCCAAAUUGGUGUUGAUUUAAAAUAAGUAGUAAUGUACUUGAAUGCAUUUUUUUAUGACAAUGAUUCAGUAAUGGUAAUUUUACUAUUAAAGAAAGUGAAAGGUUUAGUUUUGUUAGCGUGGCUCAGCAUGUAGCUGUCAGGUGUUUCUCACCUAAGGGCAAAAGAAAAUGAUAGUAAUAACGGCAGUUCUGUUUUCUUUUUGCACGUGUGCUAAGCGUAGGCUUGAAGAGGCGGGUAGGCAGGUAAAUCAGUAUACUUCCUAAAUUUGGAGAUAAUUAUCCUUCCGUAGGUUUGUUAUGCUUGACUGUUUCCAUGUUCUUCCAGUGAUGAUUUUACAGUUACUUAUCGGUUUACUCAUGGGGAAUUAAACUGUAAUGUUUUCCAAUUGUAAUUUUCCUAAUCGAAUAAUACAGCUAUAUGAUAUACUAACUACAGACUGCAUUAACUCUUAAACCAGUUCUGUUAGGCUGUGAUUUGAACUCUCCUCGCCACACUUAUUAAAAAGCACUGACAAUUUCCCACUAAAGGUCCACUGUGGUUAUUGACGGUUUUGGUUGAGUUCCCCAAACUGGUCACUCUUUAGUAAAAAAAAAUUGCCUAAGAGUCGAUAAUUUUAGUAAUUGUUAGUACUUUGCACCGUGGUUUAUUCUGAGGAAUUUUAUCCCGUGUUUCUUCAUGCUCUCCUUCCUGGGUCUGUCAUGAGCCUGCUGGCAACGUGUUUUACAUACACUUAGGAAUAUAAAGACGCACACAGACUCGUCAUUCCAUAUUUCAUCCCACACGUCAACAGGAUGACGCACUUAUGAAAACACUGUCGUUUCCAGGGUGAGGAGGUAACCGCUUGGUGAGAUGUGUUGGCUGGGCCAGGCAACACUUAGUACCUGGUGUUCGAAAGUGUGCUUGCCUUUUCCAAGUUGCUUUCUUACUUCAUGGUGAUCACAAAGCGUUGAGAAUUAGUUUGACAGCAAGGUAUCUGGUAGAGGAUUUUACUCCCCUUGUUCUGCCAGCAGUAUUACUUUUCACAUCAGUUUUGAGGAGGUUUUGCCCCUGCUGGGGUGCCCUUGUCAGCAAACAGUCCAGAACGGGAAGACACAGGAAGACUAGGGCUCGUAUCUGCAGGGUACAUUCUUAGCUAUUUGCACAAAAAAAUUGUAAAUGAGUGAAAAGGAGGGGUGGCGUGGCUCUGGUCACUCACCAGCAACUCCUCUUUCCUCACCUUCUUUGUUAACACACGAUGUGUUGGAAAUGGAAUAGUGUAGGUACAAAUGGUGGUUCGUUAUCUUUCCAGACCACCGUAAGGUUGUAGGUUAGGUGAAGGCUAGUCCAUAUUACAGAAUCCUGGAUGAUUUUUCUGUGUGUGUUGAAUUGCUUUCAUCAUGGAACAACGUCAGCUUAUUUGGCAGUACUCUGUGGAGAGGGGACAGCUGUCCGUCGUCAUCACUAACCUUAGAAGGAUCAUCAGACAGCCUUUAUGUAACAGAUUCGAUUGGUUUGGAAGUUUCUUCCUGGCACUAACAUUCCCCAGUCCUACCGUCAUUGAUGUACAUGGGGUAUGAGUAGUCUCUUUUACUUCUUUUAUAGAUAAUAAUUUCUAUGUAGUGUAUGUUACAUGUUUUAUACCGAUGACGUAUUAACAUACAUGUAUGGAGAGAGAGAGAGAAGAUAGAAGUAGAAACUGUGUUCAUCACUUUGAGAAAUUAGAAUGUUCCCUCUCCGUUGGUGACCCCAGUCCUCGAGUGAGGAAAAGGUGGAUGGGCUGUGCCCUGUGUUGAAAUGAAAGCCCUGACCUGGUU